GAGGUAAUUACUGCUAAAUAUAAUGUCACCCCAUACUAUGCUUUUUAGCCUGUGGUGUUGCUUAUAGGGCGUGCAUUUAGACGAGCAGGUCGAGGCAUUGAAACGUAGCGAUUCUUGUCUCAAUAGACAUUAUGCAAGAUUCAAAGAGCUCUUCUUCCGCUGAGUACCGGUCGAAGCCGAUUGAGGCCACCGACGCAAGGAACCGCUCGCCCGACCCGACAGACAGACGGUGGCAAUUGGUGACCGGCAGUUUGGUUAACCUUACGCAACAGGAGCAUUCUUCUCCCCGCAAAAGGCCCGGAUGCGCGUCCCUCUCACCUAGAUUUCGUCGUCGUCGCCAAGAACACGGAGGCGACCGGCAAUCAGGUGCCUUCGACCUAAUGGUGCGGCCAGUUUAUGACAAGGCGCCAGAAGACGUGAAGUUGGAAGACACUGACAUGUUUGACAACCCGGCGGGGUUUAGUACGCCACACGCUGCUACGAGCGCCGCGCAUUGGGGGUCGCUCAUGUCCGGUGCAACUCCACGCAGUAAGCGAGAACAGAUAAAUGAAGCAGAUUCUGCUCAGAGUCGAGGGUCUAUUAGCUCAAGCAUCUCUCUGGUCCAACCACCUCCCCAGAGCACAGCACGUGAAAUCUGCAGCAUUGGAGGCAGUGUGUCCCUCAGUCAACUGAGGAGUCGUCGUCAAACAUCUGUACCACUGGGGACGAUGACAAUUAACCAGGGUAAAAUCGAACUCAAAGUAACAGUUAAGUGCUUGUCAUCCUCUCCUGACGUGAUGCUCAAACUCACCCCAAAGAUCCCUCGUCGUUGCCGCAACAGGGAGCUCCUCACGAUGCCUCUCAAAGCCAUGAUUACGGUGUCUGAGACAUCGAGUGAACCGGAAGACGAGUUUCAACCACGGAAGACGACAAGAGACUUCACAUUGGAAGAUCAUAGUCUGCAGUGGACUCUGUUUUGCGAAGCGGAUUGGGCGAAGCCAAACAACGGCGUGGAAAAGAUUUACGUUUCCAUUAGAGUGACUCACGAGCACCUGACUAUGCGACAUGAUGCAGACUCAGGUUUUGUCACAAUAGGUAAGUUGCCUACAGAGCACCCCCCAAUUAUACUCUCAAUGCAUCUAUGGAACAAUUAAAUACUACCUACUACCGUAAUUCUGCAGAUCCACCUCCGUGAACUGCAAAAUAAUCCAGAAAAGAAAGAAUGUCAAGCCGUCUCGGUGGUGUAUAUAUAAUACCUAGGUGUAGCCAAAAUGUAUUCCACAUGCAUGUGUAACUGAAGAAAAAAUUGACUGUGUAUAUAUACUAUUUGCUAUACCCUCAUCACUCUAAAUGUAUGUAUUGAUAAGAACAGCAAUGUGA
Messenger RNA from Geodia barretti, 1359 nucleotides. Lineage: Eukaryota; Metazoa; Porifera; Demospongiae; Tetractinellida; Geodiidae. The record is from the annotation of a GenBank genome assembly.